CUGGAGCAGUUUGGCUUGAAUCUGCACCGGAUCGAGAAGGAUGUGCAGCGCUGCGAUCGCAACUACUGGUACUUUGCCAGCGAGAAUCUGGACAAGCUGCGCAAUGUGAUAUCGACGUAUGUGUGGGAGCAUCUGGAUGUGGGCUACAUGCAGGGCAUGUGCGAUCUGGUUGCUCCAUUGCUGGUCAUCUUCGAUGACGAGUCGCUCAGCUACAGCUGCUUCUGCAAGCUGAUGGAGCGCAUGAUCGAGAACUUUCCCAGCGGCGGUGCCAUGGACAUGCACUUUGCCAACAUGCGCUCGCUCAUCCAGAUACUGGACUCGGAGAUGUACGACCUAAUGGACUCGAACGGGGACUAUACGCACUUCUAUUUCUGCUACCGCUGGUUCCUCUUGGACUUCAAGCGCGAGCUCAUCUACGACGAUGUCUUCGCCACCUGGGAGGUCAUCUGGGCGGCCAAGCACAUUGCCUCCGGGCACUUUGUGCUCUUCCUGGCGCUGGCGCUGCUCGAAACCUAUCGCGACAUCAUUCUAUCCAACAGCAUGGACUUUACGGAUGUCAUCAAGUUCUUCAAUGAAAUGGCUGAGCGUCACAAUGCCCAGUCGAUUCUGCAGCUGUCGCGCAGUCUUGUCCUGCAAUUGCAGACAAUAAUCGAGAACAAAUAAGUAAUACGAUUUGGAACUGGAACUGGAACGGGAACGGGAACUGGAACAGGCAGUGGA
This is a messenger RNA of Drosophila navojoa, 720 nucleotides long. Its product is annotated as small G protein signaling modulator 2. The record is from RefSeq and is a predicted model, not a curated record. NCBI's taxonomy places the organism in Eukaryota, Metazoa, Arthropoda, Insecta, Diptera, Drosophilidae. Gene Ontology annotation, molecular function: GTPase activator activity. Gene Ontology annotation, biological process: activation of GTPase activity.